Molecule: messenger RNA, 1368 nt
Organism: Gilbertella persicaria
Lineage: Eukaryota; Fungi; Mucoromycota; Mucoromycetes; Mucorales; Choanephoraceae
Exons: 4
Coding region: 1-1368 (455 amino acids)
Biological process (GO): protein polyubiquitination; ubiquitin-dependent protein catabolic process
Molecular function (GO): ubiquitin protein ligase activity
Source: RefSeq, a predicted model, not a curated record
AUGUCUAGUUCUCGCCGUACAUUUUGUCCUGAAGACCAUUGGCUUAUACGAGAUUUGGAUACAGAUCAUUUCUCAAGUGAAGCAGUAGCAGAAGAAUUCAAUCUUGAAAGUGAAGAACCCUCCAAGAAACGAUCUGUCUCUAAAGGUCGACUGGCUGUGAUCAGUCCUCGUCUUGGUCUCUUAAACAAUAUACCCUUUGUGAUCCCCUUUGAACAGCGUGUAGAAAUCUUUCGUAUGUUUGUUGCCAAUGAUAAGAAACGCAACCAGAUUGAUGACAUGUAUUAUCGACCCAAGACAUCUGCUGUUGUCCGCAGAGACCAUAUGUUUGAAGACGGGUAUGAGUCCCUGAGUGGCUUGGGUAUUAAUGAACUUAAGGGCAAAGUGGCUAUUUCAUUUGUGGAUGAAUUUGGAUUAGAAGAAGCAGGCAUUGAUGGUGGUGGUGUCUUUAAAGAAUUCUUGACGGGUCUAAGUAAAGAAGCAUUCAAUGUGAAUUAUGGCUUGUUUGUAGCCACACAAGAUCAAUUGCUGUAUCCUAAUCCUAGUCUUUCUGCAACACAAGCUCAACAAUUAGACUAUUUUCGAUUCUUGGGUUUGAUCAUUGGUAAAGCUGUUUAUGAAGGCAUCUUGCUGGAUGUUGCCUUUGCUGAAUUCUUUUUGAAAAAGUGUCUUGGCAAAGUGAAUUACUUAGACGAUAUUGUCUCUUUGGAUCCUGAACUCUACAAGGGCCUGAUUGCAGUCAAACACUAUGAUGGCAAUGUAGAAGAUCUUUCUUUGGAUUUCACCAGUACGCAUAUGGAGAAUGGUAAAUCUAUCACCAUUGAACUGAUCCCCAAUGGUAGCCAAGUCCCUGUGACAAACACAAACCGGAUUCAAUACAUUUAUUCUAUGGCAAAUUACAAACUGAAUGUUCAGAUUGCUAAACAAUGCCGUGCCUUUUUCAGAGGGCUUUCAACUAUGAUUGAUAUCAAGUGGCUGCGUAUGUUCAAUCAGCAAGAACUUCAGAUCAUGUUGGGUGGUGCCUCUGUCCCUAUUGACUUGGCUGAUCUACGUGCGCAUACCGUAUUGGCUGGUUUCAUGGACCAUGAUGCUACAGUCAAGAACUUUUGGCGUGCACUUGAAUCUUUUGACAACCCAUUGCGUAUGAAAUUCGUCAAGUUUGUCACGUCAUGCUCAAGGCCUCCCUUGUUGGGUUUUAAGGAAUUGGUGCCACAAUUCUGUUUGAGAAAUGCUGGUCUAGAUAAUGAUCGAUUGCCUACCAGUUCAACCUGCGUCAAUCUGCUUAAGCUGCCUAAUUAUUCAAAUUAUGAGAUCUUGAGACAAAAAUUACUGUACGCUAUCAAUGCUGAUGCUGGGUUUGAUUUAUCUUAA